Lethenteron reissneri (Far Eastern brook lamprey) is the source of this 2417-nucleotide messenger RNA. RefSeq names its product inositol polyphosphate 5-phosphatase K-like. Gene Ontology annotation, biological process: phosphatidylinositol dephosphorylation. Gene Ontology annotation, molecular function: phosphatidylinositol-4,5-bisphosphate 5-phosphatase activity. The record is from RefSeq and is a predicted model, not a curated record. Gene Ontology annotation, cellular component: cytoplasm; ruffle; plasma membrane. Lineage: Eukaryota; Metazoa; Chordata; Hyperoartia; Petromyzontiformes; Petromyzontidae.
UCUUCCGGGUCAAAGGUCGGUAGCUGCGUGAUCGCGGCUUUGCGUUGCGCGGUUCCCCUAAAACAACGGCGACGACGACGAACAUUGACCUCUGCGGCUCAGCACCGAUGACAAUAGCGACAACAGCAGCGGGGGACCUGGAGUCAUGGAGGAGCCCAGGGCAGAUGCAGGGAAAGCGCAGGUGGGAGAGCUGGAGGCUGGGGUGAGGGGCCUUGGCUUGGCCGAGGCGAACAAGAGACGACGGGCACUCAGACUGCGCGUGAUCACAUGGAACGUGGGAACGGCUGAGCCCCCCGAAGAGGCAGACGCUCUGCUCGCCCUGGACCAGGAGGGCCCCCCACCACAUCUCUACAUCAUAGGGCUGCAGGAGCUGAGUGCACGUGUGGACUUGUUUCUUCGGGACUCUCUCGUCGAUGACCCCUGGAGCUGCUUCCUGAUGGACUUGCUGGCUCCGCGCGGAUACGUGCGGCGCGAGUCGGUGCGUCUGCAGGGACUGCUGCUGCUCGUGUUCGUGCAGAGCUCCCUGCUGCCGCUCGUGAGGGAUGUACACACGGCGUACACGCGUACGGGCCUCGGGGGCUACUGGGGCAACAAGGGCGGCGUGAGCGUGCGCGUGUCGCUCUGCGGCCUCUCCUUCUGCUUCGUCAACUGCCACCUCCCGCCGCACGAGGGCGGCCACCUGCAGCGCCUCGAUGCUCUGGAGCGGAUCUUGGACGAGCAGCGCUACCCCGCGGUGGCACCGGCGAUGACGCCGGUGGAGAACGACGCCAACGGGAGCGGCGGGGACGGCGGCGGCAGGGACGCGGCUGGCCGAGACGGGAACGGGGCCGGCCUCGCGAUACUGGAGCACGACGUCGUGCUCUGCCUGGGCGACCUCAACUUCCGCAUCGCCGACCACGGCCUUCGCUUCACGCGCGACUCCAUCGACAACGGCCGCCUCCACCUCCUGUGGGGCAAGGACGAGCUGAACAUAUCCAAGGCUAACGAGGCGUUCUUGCGCGACUUUCAAGAGGGGCCGCUCUCCUUCCCCCCCACGUACAAGUUCGACCAGGGGACCAACACCUACGACACCAGCGGCAAGCAGCGCAAACCCGCGUGGACCGACCGCGUGCUGUGGCGGGUCAGGGGUGACUCCCGCAACGCCCCGGGGCCAGAGGGCGAGGGGAGGGGGGCGGGCGCCGUUGAGGACCGGGGCGACGGCGCGGCCGCCCCCUCGGCCCGAGUGAAGCUGCUCUCCUACACGAGUCACAUGGACUGCAACGUCAGCGACCACAAACCCGUCGCCGCCGAGUUCCUGAUCCAGCUGGAGGGAGAGGUGGACGCCGAGGCCCCGGUGAGCGUGGAGGCGAUCGGGGAGUGGAGCGCAGCGCGGGAUGCCAAGCUCUCGCUCCAUGUGCAGCCGGGCUUUCCCACAAACCCCUGGGACUGGAUCGGGCUCUAUGCUGUCGGCUGGCGUCACCCCAAGGACUACGUGUCGUACGUGUGGGCCCGCGACGAGGAACUCUGGAGCCUCUGCGAUGACCGGCUGGUUCGCUUCGACUCGGAGCUGAUUCCACGCGAUGGUGGCGAGCAUGUGCUCGCGUUCUACAGCCGCAAGCACGGCAUUGUGGGAAUCAGCCGCCCCUUCACGGUCUCCACUGCUCCCUUCUCCCCCCCCGACAGUCCCCCCCGCACCCCCACUGAGGACCGCUCCUCUUGGGGGAACGACUUCUGAUGGCGCUCCUCGUUAACGGCUCCACUGACGAAGGGGCGGGAGAUGACGAGGUGGGGGGAACGGUCAUCGUCGGUGAAGUAUGGGGAUCGAUGGUGAAUCUACCGGUCUCCUCCGCAUCACAGGCCCGCACCUCCCUCCCCUCAUCGCCCCGCCUCGUGAGCGACCAUCCCACGUGCUUGAUUGGAACCCGCGGUUGAACUUCGCUGCGGUUGCUACGCAGCUGCACUUUAGAUCCAUAUUGGGGGAGGGGGGGGGCUUUGCGUGCGGUGCUGUGUGUGUAAUGUGCUGUGUGUGUGUGCUGUGUGUGUGUGCUGUGUGUGUAAUGUGCUGUGUGUGUGUGUGCUGUGUAAUGUGCUGUGUGUGUGUGAUGUGUGUGUGUGUAAUGUGCUGUGUGUGUGCUGUGUGUGUGUGAUGUGUUGUGUGUGUGCUGUGUGUGCUGUGUGUGUGCUGUGUGUGUGCUGUGUGUGCUGUGUGUGUGCUGUGUGUGCUGUGUGUGUGCUGUGUGUGCUGUGUGUGUGAUGUGUGUGCUGUGUGAUGUGUGUUGUGGUGUGCUGUGUGUGUGCUGUGUAGGUGUGUGUGCUGUGUAGGUGUGUGUGCUGUGUAGGUGUGUGUGCUGUGUAGGUGUGUGUGCUGUGUAGGUGUGUGUGCUGUGUAGGUGUGUGUGCUGUGUAGGUGUGUGUGCUGUGUAGGUGUGUGUGCUGUG